Elaeis guineensis (African oil palm) is the source of this 3311-nucleotide messenger RNA. RefSeq names its product lon protease homolog 2, peroxisomal. Gene Ontology annotation, biological process: protein quality control for misfolded or incompletely synthesized proteins; protein catabolic process. Gene Ontology annotation, molecular function: serine-type endopeptidase activity; ATP binding; ATP-dependent peptidase activity. The record is from RefSeq and is a predicted model, not a curated record. NCBI's taxonomy places the organism in Eukaryota, Viridiplantae, Streptophyta, Magnoliopsida, Arecales, Arecaceae.
AGGACUCGGGCAGACCCGGCCGCGGCGCGGGCAUACGUCUGGUGGUACGCCGAGCGGCCGUCGUCAUCGGGCGUGGCAGCACCACCUUAUCCGAUAAUCGGACGGCCGAGGGCGCGCGGCUAGGGGAUCCCGGUCCACCAGUCGGCGAAUAAAGCCUCCCAAUUUAUUUAUUAAUUAUACGCUCGAACGACAUCGACCUCGUCCUCCUCUCUCUCUCCCCUUUCGCUCCCCCUCCUCCCCUCACCCUUUUAAACCCCAUCAGUUCUCUCCUUUCGAGCUGAGGAGAUGGCGGAAUUGGUGGAGCUCCCGAGUCGCCUGGGGAUUCUCCCUUUCAGGAACAAGGUCCUCUUGCCGGGAGCCAUCAUCCGAAUCCGCUGCACUUCUCCCAGCAGCGUGAAGCUGGUGGAGCAAGAACUAUGGCAGAGGGAAGAGAAGGGUUUGAUUGGUGUGCUUCCCGUCAGGGACACUGAGGCGGCGGCAGUGGGCUCGAUGUUAUCUCCAGGUGUGGGUAAUGAUUCUGGAGAACGGAGUCUGAAAGGUCCAGCUGAUGUAUUGGGGGAUUCUCAGAAGCAGGAUGGAAAGAACCAGCAAGAGUUGAUUCACUGGCACAACAGGGGUGUUGCUGCCAGAGCUUUACACCUCUCUAGAGGAGUGGAAAAACCAAGUGGAAGGGUUACAUACAUAGUUGUUCUAGAAGGAUUGUGUAGGUUUAGUGUUCAAGAACUCAGUGCAAGAGGAAAUUAUUAUAUUGCACGUGUCUCACGUCUUGACAUGACAAAAGCUGAGCUGGAGCAAGCAGAACAAGACCCAGAUCUUAUUUUGUUAUCUCGCCAAUUUAAAGCUACUGCUAUGGAGCUAAUUUCUGUUCUUGAGCAGAAGCAAAAAACUGUUGGUCGGACAAAAGUUCUUCUUGAGACAGUUCCUGUGCAUAGGCUGGCAGAUAUAUUUGUUGCUAGUUUUGAAAUAAGUUUUGAGGAGCAGUUAUCUAUGUUGGAUUCAGUUGACUUAAAAGUUAGGCUCUCAAAGGCAACUGAAUUAGUGGACAGGCACUUGCAGUCAAUCCGUGUAGCAGAAAAAAUAACUCAGAAGGUUGAGGGACAACUGUCAAAGUCACAGAAAGAAUUUCUUCUUCGUCAGCAGAUGAGGGCUAUAAAAGAGGAACUUGGUGAUAAUGAUGAUGAUGAGGAUGAUAUAGCUGCUUUGGAAAGAAAAAUGCAGAGUGCAGGGAUGCCUCCUAAUAUCUGGAAGCACGCACAAAGAGAAUUGCGGCGACUGAGAAAAAUGCAGCCUCAGCAACCUGGAUAUAGUAGUUCACGUGUGUACCUCGAACUCCUUGCCGAUCUUCCUUGGCAGAAGGUCAGUGAAGAACAUGAACUUGAUCUUAGAGCUGCCAAGGAACGUCUUGACCGUGAUCAUUAUGGUCUGGUCAAAGUUAAGCAGCGGAUUGUUGAAUAUUUAGCUGUUCGCAAGCUUAAACCUGAUGCCCGAGGCCCUGUGCUUUGUUUUGUUGGCCCACCGGGUGUUGGAAAGACAUCAUUGGCAUCAUCAAUUGCAGCUGCUUUGAACAGAAAGUUUGUUCGGAUAUCCCUUGGAGGUGUCAAGGAUGAGGCUGAUAUCAGAGGUCAUCGAAGGACAUACAUUGGAAGCAUGCCAGGACGUCUUAUUGAUGGAUUGAAGAGAGUGGCUGUUAACAAUCCAGUUAUGCUUCUUGAUGAAAUUGACAAGACAGGUUCUGAUGUUCGUGGAGAUCCAGCAUCAGCAUUAUUGGAAGUUCUUGAUCCAGAACAGAACAAAACAUUCAAUGACCACUAUUUGAAUGUUCCAUUCGACCUAUCAAAGGUAAUUUUUGUUGCAACUGCCAAUAGGAUUCAACCUAUUCCCCCACCACUGUUGGAUCGAAUGGAAGUCAUUGAGCUUCCUGGCUAUACACCUGAAGAAAAGUUAAAAAUAGCCAUGAAGCAUCUUAUACCACGAGUUCUAGAUCAGCAUGGAUUGAGCUCUGCAUUCCUUCAAAUCCCUGAGGCGAUGGUGAAAAUUAUUAUUCAGAGAUAUACUAGAGAAGCUGGUGUGCGGAAUCUUGAAAGAAACUUAGCUGCCCUAGCUCGUGCUGCAGCUGUCAAGGUUGCUGAGCAAGACUGUCCAGUUCAACUUAGCAGAGAUGUGCACCCAAUGACCAGUUCAAUACUUGACACAAGACUUGCAGAUAGUGCUGAAGUUGAAAUGGAAGUUAUUCCUAUGGGUGUUAAUAGGCAGGAGAUAUCAAAUGCUUUUUCAAGUGCCUCUGUCCUGGUUGUAGAUGAGGCUAUGCUGGAAAAAGUGCUUGGGCCUCCUAGGUUUGAUGACAGAGAAGCUGCAGAACGUGUAGCAACUCCUGGCGUAUCAGUUGGACUCGUCUGGACAACCUUUGGCGGAGAAGUUCAAUUUGUUGAAGCCACAGCAAUGGUGGGGAAGGGUGAUUUGCAUCUCACUGGACAACUAGGAGAUGUUAUUAAAGAAUCAGCACAAAUAGCUCUCACAUGGGUGAGAGCACGAGCAGCAGAUCUGAAGCUGUCUGGGGGGAUCAAUUUACUGGAGAAUCGGGAUAUUCAUAUACACUUUCCUGCUGGAGCAGUGCCAAAGGAUGGACCAUCAGCAGGAGUUACUUUGGUAACAUCACUAGUAUCGUUAUUCAGUCAAAGAAAAGUCAGAGCAGACACUGCAAUGACUGGAGAGAUGACUCUUAGGGGCCUUGUAUUGCCCGUUGGUGGCAUCAAAGACAAGGUCUUGGCAGCACAUCGAUAUGGAAUCAAGAGAGUGAUUUUGCCUGAACGCAAUUUGAAAGACUUAGCUGAGGUACCAUCAGCCAUUCUUGCUGGCAUCGAGAUUUUGCUUGUGAAGCGCAUUGAAGAUGUACUGGAACAAGCAUUUGAUGGUGGAUGCCCUUGGAGACAACACGCAAAGUUAUAGCAUUCUCCAUCUCCCAUGGAGAUAUAUUGGACUUGCUGGCUCAGUGCUGCAUUUAGGCCUCCACACUGGAUCAUGGCAAAUGGUGAUUGAACAUUGCUCAGUCUCCCCCAGUGCCAUUAAGGUUCUGAGGAUACUGUCUUCACAUAUCUGCCACCCAAUCUGCUUCGGUCGCAUGCUGUUCCAUUGUCUAUAGAAAAGCUCAGUAUAUAUGAAGGCAAGUCAAUGCGACUAUGAGUGUAUUUUUCAAACAGGGAGCAAGAAAGCAGUGGCUUUUCCAGUUUUUCUCUUUAAUCAAACUGAUAGCAAGCUUGUGUACAUUAUAAAAUAUUUAAUUACUGAAUGCACCAUAAUCUAUCACAAAUUUA